CGAGGAACAUCUUUCCUAGCGGGUAUGCUUCUGUUGAAUAUGGGAACAAACGAUACUUUUAUUGGAUUGAUCAAUUUGAUUCACAAUAGUCCAGUACUUUCAGCACUUUACAACUCGGAUGAAACUCGUGUCAAGGGAUACUUCAAGAUAUUUAAUGUUGUAUUUGCUGAACACAUGCCGAAACUCUACCUUCACUUCAAGAAUCUUUCAUUGACACCUGACAAUUAUUUACCAGAUUGGUUGAUGACUGUAUUCACUUCUGUUACACCACUUGGAUUAUCAUCUAGAUUAUGGGAUAUCUUUUUACUUGAAGGUGAUGUGAUUCUAUUUAAAACUGGAUUAGUGGUACUCAGAUAUUUGGAGCCUCUUCUUUGGGGUGGUGGAUUUAGUGAAACUGUUCGCAUUUUGAAUAUGGGCUUUAUUGGUGAACAUCGUGGU
This is a messenger RNA of Halteromyces radiatus, 438 nucleotides long. RefSeq names its product rab-GTPase-TBC domain-containing protein. NCBI's taxonomy places the organism in Eukaryota, Fungi, Mucoromycota, Mucoromycetes, Mucorales, Cunninghamellaceae. The annotation marks the transcript as partial. The record is from RefSeq and is a predicted model, not a curated record. The transcript has a single exon.